Molecule: messenger RNA, 891 nt
Organism: Fusarium redolens
Lineage: Eukaryota; Fungi; Ascomycota; Sordariomycetes; Hypocreales; Nectriaceae
Exons: 3
Coding region: 1-891 (296 amino acids)
Source: RefSeq, a predicted model, not a curated record
AUGCUUGACAAGAUGAACACCGCCCUACACCAAAGUUUCCAGCCUCGUACUUUCGAGUGGCUGGCCGACAACUCAACACAGCUUACAACAUUCGACUGUUUCUAUUACAUACGACCAGUCCAAAAGGAGAUCAUCACCAUCCUCGCCAUCUUUGGCAGUGCGAGCUUUCUCGGCUGGGCCCUCAGCGCAUCCUUCUUCUUUCACACCUACUGCCUUCGACGCAGGUUCAACGUUGUACUUCAUGGCCGGGUCGAACAAGAUCUACUAACCGCCAUGAUGCGGAUGCACGAGGAGUUUCCUGAUCGAAACUUUAAAAUCCUCGUCGCAGAUCCAACUGUCCUUGGAAGUGCGGAUUUCUGGUACCGCAAAAGCUACGGGGACUGGAAGCUGGAACGUAAACUUGACCUAGACGCUAUUAAGACUGAGCUAUCCAAGCUUAACUUGACAUCUAUUCUUGAGAACAUCAAUGUUGACGCACUCUAUCCAAUACAACUCUUUCGCACUCUACUUCCAACCCUAAUUGGCAACUCCCCGUCUCUCCUAAUGAACAUCACUUCCCUAAUCGACAAAGGCCUUCCACUCAAAAUCGCAACUUCAGCAAGUCGGUCAUUCCUUUCCAGAAUGACCGAAUCCUCCGCCCUGGAAAUGAAACUCGAGGGGUAUGAUGUCGAAGCCUUAUGUGUAAGGGUGUCAAGGAAUAUGGGUCAAACCGACAGCAAUCUUGCUAAGGCUGUGAUCGCAAGAGUUGGUAGUCGUCGGAGUGUAGUUGUCGCUCAUUGGUAUCAGUUCCUCUACAAAGGUCUGGUCGAUUUGUUGCCUGGAUGGCUAUGGGACUGGUGUAUCAUACACUACAUUCGCGGGAAGAGAGACCUUGAACUCAAGGGAAGCUAA